This is a messenger RNA of Symbiodinium sp. CCMP2456, 549 nucleotides long. Lineage: Eukaryota; Dinophyceae; Suessiales; Symbiodiniaceae. The record is from the annotation of a GenBank genome assembly.
AUGGCAGAGGUCUGCAAGUAUUACCUCAUGGGCACUUGCGACCGCGGCGAGAAGUGUAAGUUCAGCCACCAGACCGAUUUCGAGCACAACCACUCACGCCCGCUGCCGUGCAAGUAUGCAAGCCGGCCAGGUGGGUGCCGACAGGAGGGCUGUCCGUUCGACCACGGCGAGGCGGCGCAGAAGGCUCCACAGCAAAAAGAGGCGGUUGAGCGCCCCGAGCUGCCGGACAUCCCGCUUCCUGAAGCUCCGAACGCGGAGGAGCGAGCUGCCCGCGCUGCAGGCGGACUCCCGCCACGCCCGGACGAUGUCGCAGAGUUCCAGACCCGCAAGUUCAACAACUCCGUUGCGAAGAUUCGGAAGAUGCUGGAGUGCGAGAGGAAGAAGGAUGCCGCCAAUGCGCCGUCCUUCGAGCUGGGGGACAUUGAGUUUGCGGUUCGCAAGUUUGGAUCCGCAGAUCGGGCAGCGGACUGCUUGUACUGGUCGCGGAAGAAACUGCUUCCCAUCCAGGAGUGGGACACGUUGGCGAACUUUGAGGUGUCCGUUCAAUGA